CUGGUUGAAAGUUGACCAUAACGAUCAUUCUCUAAUUCAUUAUAGUUGCUGCCCACGAAAGACAUUGGCAACGUUGGGAAAUAGUCGUUUGUGUAAGAAUCUUAUGAAUUUGAAUUCGAAUAAAACAAUUUAAAAGAUUGAAUUUGAGAGCAAAAUAAAGGAAUAAUGGAUAGUUGUCCGAUAAAAUUGCAAUGAAUGACUUUGAAUUCCACACAAUAUUCUAAAACAAAACCAUCGUUGUUGAUAAAGUUGAGAAUUCGAUUAAAAAGCAUUUCUCGUCUUGCAGCAAUUUCGAUUUCUAUGAAGAGAAAUCUUCUCCCUCUUAACUUAUAAUUUUUCUUGUGUCUAUUUUAGACUAUCCAUUACGUUCUCCAUCCAGCACCAACCUUCAUCCGAAUGCUAGAUGGCAACAAAAUGGUAUCACUGUGGCUGGAGGAAAUCGACAAGGCAAUGGAAUCAAUCAACUCUCAAAUCCAUGGGGUUUGUAUGUUGAUGAUGAUCAAACAAUCUAUGUUGCUGAUCGAACGAAUCAUCGUAUUGUGGAAUGGAAACGAGGUGCAACAAGUGGCCAAGUGGUUGCCGGUGGAAAUGGACAAGGAAGUGGAGAUCAUCAAUUGCAUAACCCAAGAGAUGUGAUUAUCGACAAAGAGAGAGAUCGUCUCAUCAUAUGCGAUUAUUCGAAUAGAAGAGUGGUUCGAUGGCCUCGUCGAAAUGGGACAACUGGAGAAACAAUCAUCUCCAACAUCUAUUGUAUGGGUUUGACAAUGGACGAGAAUGGAUCUCUCUAUGUCACUGACUACGGAAGAGAUGAAGUGAGACGAUAUCGAAGAGGAGAAUCUCAAGGAACAGUGGUUGCAGGUGGCAAUGGAAGUGGAAAUCGUCUCGAUCAACUCUCUUUCCCACGAUACGUAUUCGUCGAUCCAGAUCAUUCAGUAUACGUAUCUGAAUGGGACAAUCAUCGUGUGAUGAAAUGGAUGGAAGGUGCAAAACAAGGCAUUGUCGUGGCUGGUGGUCAAGGAAAAGGAAAUGGUCUUACACAAUUGUCAUCUCCUCAAGGAGUCGUUGUCGAUCAAUUGGGCACUGUCUAUGUGGCUGAUGACUGGAAUAAUCGAAUCAUGCGUUGGCCUAAAGGAGCCACACAAGGAAGUGUCAUUGUUGGUGGAAACGGUAGUGGAGAACAAUUGAACCAACUCCAUUGGCCCAUCGGAUUGUCAUUCGAUCGACACGGGAAUCUCUAUGUCGUCGAUAACGGAGGUCACCGAAUCCAAAAAUUCGAUGUCCGUUCAAAUAUAUAAGUGUUGCUGCAAUGUGUUUGUCUUCCCUAGAACGUCUAACGAAAUAAACGAAUGAAUAUCAAUCACAACAAAUAAAUGUUUAAUUUGAUUUUAUGCGAUAAUUGAAGUGAAUAUUGGUUCAGUGAGUCGUUCUAGUUGAAUAAAGAUAGAACCGCUCGUAUAUCAUUUAAUACGUAGACAUCGCUUUGAAUCCAUUUUCUCAUCGUUAGGAUAGAGCGCACCAGAGCACCAACUAUGCCUUGCAUUAUUCUCUUUAUAUGCUGGAUCGAUAGAGGAAGUUAAAGAACAUGAGACAAAAUAUGUCGUUAUCAAAAUAUUCCCUUCAAAAUUUCACUUCAAAAAACCGCUGACACUUUGUGAGAAGGUGCUAUGUGUCCAAAACAUGGCUAUAAAAGUUGCAUAGAUGUAUUUCUUAAGUGUAAUGUCUGACAGACGUUAAAAUAAUACUGCAGGCUCAAUUAAAAUUGCUCUUUGUGAUAAUGGCUGAAGAAGAUUGAAUCUUUUUUACAAAAAAGUUCAUAUGAAAAGUAGAAUUCUCAGGGACUCUCAGAAAUCAAGAAAUGGGCUAAACAGCUUUUUUCAGAAUUUCAUCAAGAAGCAGUGCAGUCUUUUUCAGCGGUCCGUCAUCCUAAAAUUUCAAUGUUCUA
Molecule: messenger RNA, 1942 nt
Organism: Rotaria sp. Silwood1
Lineage: Eukaryota; Metazoa; Rotifera; Eurotatoria; Philodinida; Philodinidae
Source: the annotation of a GenBank genome assembly